AUGAACCGCUUCAUGCCCAUAAAUGUCAGCACCCCCCAGUCCAUCUAUGAGACUCUACGGCAGUACGAUGACGACUCCGAUGAUGGCUCUGACGUCGAGAACCGCGCUGGCAUGGCGGUGGACGAAGAGAACCUUGUCGGAGACCAGUACGCGGACUACGAGCUCGAAGAUGCCCUUGCGCAUGCCUCGGACACCCAGUCGAGACAGAGCAGUCCCUUCUCGCGCCGGUCGAGGUUCGGGAAUAACGUGAACAUCACCUCCACCAUGCAUGCCGGCAAUACUGCUGCUGGUGGUGUCCGGAUGGAAGACACUGAAGAAGCUGAUGAUGAAGUUCCCGCCUCGUUGCUGGUGGAAGGGAGUGCGGUGCCGAGUUCUCCCUUGCCGCCUCCGCCCAUGCAUCCGUUAAGGUCGAGUGGGAUAGGCGAACACUCGCUACACCUACGCGGGCCGUCAACCUCGUCGGCUGGCCAGGCGAGGAACAGGUGGAUGGAGGGUAUACCUGAGCAGGAAGAGCCGCCGCGUGUUUGGGGAGUGAAGCAGCAUGCUGCUCUGCGUCUGGCUGACCCCAAAGAGAAGGCCCUCUGGAGGUGGGCGAACGUAGAGAACCUGGAUAACUUCUUGCAGGAAGUGUAUGAUUAUUUCCUUGGGAACGGUAUCUGGAGUAUCAUGCUAGGCAGGGCCCUUAACUUGAUCACUCUGGCGUUUGUAGUUGGGUUUACUACCUUCCUCUCCAGCUGCAUCGACUACAAGAGAGUGCCGCAUAGCAAGACCAUGUCACAGAUUCUCAUACCUGGAUGCGUUCGCAAGAUGUCGGCUUUCUCUACCUUCCUGCUCUGGCUUUUCACCAUAUUCUGGAUCGGCAAGGUGUUCCAAUACGCCGUUGACUUUCGUCGUCUGCGGCACAUGCAGGACUUUUACCAGUACCUUCUGGGCAUUCCAGACGCCGAUGUCCAGACUGUCUCAUGGCAGCAGGUCGUAAGCCGGCUCAUGGCCCUCAGAGACUCCAACCCUUCCACCGCUGCUGCAGUGUCUGCCAAACACCGUCGGUUCCUAGGCAGCCAGUCCAAACAGCGCAUGGAUGCACACGAUAUUGCCAACCGCCUCAUGAGACGGGAGAACUAUCUCAUCGCCCUCUUCAACAAAGAUAUCCUCGAUCUCACUCUGCCCGUUCCUUUCCUCCGCAAACGCCAGCUCUUCUCCCGUACCCUAGAGUGGAACCUCAACCUCUGCGUGCUGGACUACGCAUUCAACCAACAGGGCCAGCUCCGACCCCUUUUUCUCAAGGACACCCACCGAAAGGCCCUAAGUGACGGCCUUCGACGCCGCUUCAUCCUAGCAGGCUUCAUGAACAUCUUCAUGGCCCCCUUUAUCGUCACCUACUUCCUCAUGCAUUAUUUCUUCCGCUACUUCAGCGAAUACCAGAAGAACCCGUCCCAGAUCGGGUCAAGACAGUACACUCCACUCGCCGAGUGGAAGUUCCGCGAGUUCAAUGAACUCUGGCAUCUAUUCGAACGGCGCACAAACAUGUCCCGUCUCGCUGCGGACGAGUACAUCGCCCAGUUCCCCAAGGACAAAACAGUCCAGUUCGCUCGGUUUGUAGCAUUCAUAGCCAGCGCACUUGCCUCUGUCCUUGCACUCGCAACAAUCAUCGAUCCAGAGCUAUUUCUCGGAUUCGAAAUAACACACGAUAGAACUGCGCUGUUCUAUCUCGGUAUCUUUGGUUCCGUCUGGGCUGUAGCUCAGGGCGUUAUACCGGCGGAAAACCUGGUGUUCGAUCCCGAACUUGCCAUUCGGCGAGUCAUCGAAUACACUCAUUACCAGCCAAGCCACUGGCAAGGAAGGCUGCACAGCGAUGAGAUCAAGAAAGAGUUCUCUCUUCUCUACCAGAUGAAGCUGGUCAUUUUCCUCGAGGAAAUACUAAGCAUGAUCUUCACGCCGUUCGUCCUUUGGUUCAGCCUGCCGAAGUGCAGUGAUCGGCUGAUUGACUUUUUCCGUGAAUUCACUGUCCACGUCGAUGGGCUGGGAUACGUUUGUUCCUUUGCCGUGUUCGACUUCAAGAAGGGUAACAAUAUCAUCCCGCAGGGCCGUGAUGCCACUGGCGCUACUAUUCCUGCCACGGGUGCUGGUCCCGGUGCUCUUCCAGCUCCUGGACGGAAUGACUACUACUCUACUCAGGAUGGAAAGAUGCUGGCAUCCUACUACGGCUUUCUAGACCAUUAUUCCACCAACCCUACCGCUGGUGGAACACACGCUUACAUGCUGCAUCGACGGCAGAACCCGCUGUCUAAGAUGAAUACCGGAGACAUUGGCACGAACCCAUAUGACCGUGGGCCACAGCGGUCAAUACAUCACAACCUAGGCAUGACGAGCCUUCAUUCUCCUCCCCAUGAACCAGUCAUGACGAGGCCAGUCUCGCCCUUAGCAUCAGUCCUCCUGGACUCACACCAUCAGCCGCCCGCCUCUGGAUUGAAGAAUGUAAACCGCCUUCCAGGACCUUCACCACGAACCCGACCUACUCGCCAACCAAGCAUCAUGAGAGGUGCCAUCCCGGAGCCUAUCGAGUCCCGAUCUCAGUCUCAAUCUCAGUCCCGGUCCCAGUCCCAGUCCCAGGUAGCCACACCUCGACUAGCUGCCCGCGGAUCCCACAAGGCCGGUUCAAGCACCAGACUGGCAGUAGACGACAGCCACUUCGAAGAAUCAUGGCGUAUGAACCAAGCCGCUGACGUCGAAGGGGAAGACAAGGAGGAAGAGGAAGAAGACAUCAAUGAGGUUGUCGAGGGAGCCGGCGUGCUGGGCUUGAUCCAGCAGUUCCAGAUGACAGGAAACGAAGGCCGGAGGACAGUAGGAAUGUAA
Messenger RNA from Nannizzia gypsea CBS 118893, 2853 nucleotides. RefSeq names its product Atg9p. The transcript is spliced from 2 exons. Gene Ontology annotation, cellular component: phagophore assembly site; autophagosome. The record is from RefSeq and is a predicted model, not a curated record. The coding region runs from base 1 to 2853 and encodes 950 amino acids. Gene Ontology annotation, biological process: protein localization to phagophore assembly site; autophagy of mitochondrion. NCBI's taxonomy places the organism in Eukaryota, Fungi, Ascomycota, Eurotiomycetes, Onygenales, Arthrodermataceae.